AUGGAGGGCAGUCCGACUGGUCUCGACCGGUUGCCCUAUGACGUUCUCCUCCAAAUUUCGUUCCUCUUACCUGCAACUGACAUCAUCCAUUUACUCAGUACGUGCCGGACAUUUCAUCUGCUGGCCUGCGACGAAUACAUCUGGAAGACACUCUCAAAACGCAUCGGUCUAGAUGAUAUAACCGGUUUUGGCGGACGCUCAUUCCGUACGGUUUACACGGGGCUCCUACAUGCCUAUGCGCCACUGCUUGGGCUGUGGGCCGGCGAUCAUCCAUUCACGGGUCAGAUCCUCGGAUUUCGUCUGGAUCUUGGAGGAGACGGACGUUCGCCUGGCAUCGUAGGCGAAAUAUGGCGUUUCAAACCACUCGACCCGGAAGAGUUCGAUGACCCUGGCGCCAUACAACAGCCAUUGUGCGUCCCGGCCCUUAGGAUUGGCUUCGCCGUCCAUGCAUCGGAUGACCAACCAGCAGUGGUUCAGAAUACAACUCAGGCGAUGGUCUCCUGUUCUGUCGACAGCUCGACGAGGCCGUCGCAUCCCGCGCAGCUGACCAUCGUAUCGGAGACCACGGAGGGCAUCUUCCUCCAUACACGACACGGUCAGCACCAGCAUCCUGCCUUUCCGCAUCCCGCCUGGCACGACCACGCUCGUCCAUUUCCCAAAAUAUCCGUAACACCGUCCCUGAGUGUGACGAGUUCUGGAUUCCUUGACAUGCCGUCCCGUCCGCUGGUACCUAUCUGCUUCAAAGCUGCUACGGACGUUAUGUCACCGCGCGCGAUAUCUAUCACUUAUGCGGGUGACUGCAUCGACUCACUGGCACCUUUCCUCGGGUUCAAGAGCUCCAUCCGGGACCCUCCUCGUUACUACCCACUACACACGCGGGAGGACUGUGGUACCAUUUCGGCUGACGUCCGCUCGCAUGCCGCGCACCUUACGGGUCUCUGGCUAGGCACUUAUGGGCCUCACGGAACGGAGUGUCUCUUCCUGACUUACGACGACACGACCAAGUCGUUGCGCGCUAUCAAAGUCACCGGAGACGAGAACGUGCCUCGAGGAGCCGUGAGUUGGGAUGUGUCCACAGCUGAGGCGUGCCAGCUGUCGGGACAGGAGCGCGAUCUUUGGUCGCGUACCAUGGGCGGCGUUGUUCCGGCACAUACAUAUCGUGGACAAGGAGCAAUCAGCGCGCGCGGAUACAUGCCUCAUCAAAGGAUGCAGUUUGAUGUUAUCCUUACUGUUAUUGGGCCGGACGAGUUGCGUCUUCUGUGGAUUGACGACGGAGACGUCCUUGGCUUGAAACGCUAUCGGGAUCACACCGUGACAUACUGCGAGCAUGCCUAA
This is a messenger RNA of Rhodofomes roseus, 1335 nucleotides long. RefSeq lists its product as uncharacterized. Bases 1 to 1335 code for a protein of 444 amino acids. The transcript is spliced from 2 exons. Gene Ontology annotation, molecular function: protein binding. Lineage: Eukaryota; Fungi; Basidiomycota; Agaricomycetes; Polyporales; Fomitopsidaceae. The record is from RefSeq and is a predicted model, not a curated record.